This is a messenger RNA of Synchiropus splendidus (mandarinfish), 2385 nucleotides long. Its product is annotated as B-cell receptor CD22-like. NCBI's taxonomy places the organism in Eukaryota, Metazoa, Chordata, Actinopteri, Syngnathiformes, Callionymidae. Bases 34 to 1620 code for a protein of 528 amino acids. The transcript is spliced from 10 exons. The record is from RefSeq and is a predicted model, not a curated record.
CCAACAGUCAGAUCAGCUGGGUCUUUGUGGGACAUGAUGAGAGGGAGGUGGCUUCCACUGUUGCUGGUAUUGACUCCAGGAGUUUUCAGUGGCUGGGGCGUGUUGUUUGGACCUCAGUGUGCUCUGCGGGGAUCCAGCAUUGUCAUUAAAUGCUCCUACAAUUAUCCUUGGGGUCAUAUAGUCAAAUCUGUUACAUGGUCCAAACGUAUGUUCCUGAAUGGCAAGUGGCAGAAGGUUGCUCUGCCUGUUGAACCUGGCAAAUAUGAAUAUGCUGGGAAUUAUGAAGGCAACUGCGAUCUGAAGAUCAAAAACAUCCAGUACACUGAUACAGGCAGUUAUUACUUCAGUUUCAAGACCUAUCGAGAUCAAUGGAGCAGCCAAAAUGAUGCACAGCUGUCAGUGAGCUAUUUGACGAUUCUGACAGCAGUUCUGGAGCCCAGCACUGUGACAGAGGGGGAGCGUGUCAGUCUGACCUGCAGGUCAGGUUGUCCUUCUUCAUCAGGCCAAGUCUGGUUCAAAGAUGGAAAACCUUUCUCUGGUUCAAACUUCCGAGCCAGCAGAGAGAGCAGUGGGCGGUACCACUGCGCUCUCUCCAGCGUGGAGGGAGCCAAAUCUGCCUCUGUGGAGCUCAAUGUCCUGUACACUCCGGUCAACGUGGUGUUGAGGAAGAUCUCGACGGAGGACACAGUGAAGGGAAGCUCAAUGACUCUCAGCUGCAGCAGCGACGCCAACCCUCCUGUGAGUCCGGACGGGUACAGCAUGUACAAGGACAAUCACUGGAUCAGCUCCGGACCGAGUCUCACCAUCCCGGUCCUGGAGCUCAGACACAGUGGACGGUACCACUGUCGAGCCUGGAACAGUGUCAGUCGAGCGGGUGAAGCAACUGUGGCCUCAGCCGACGUGGAUCUGGAUGUCAAGUUCAGUCCAGUCAACGUUUCCGUCUCAGUGGAUCCUGUUAUCGUCGAGGAGGGCAGCGGAGUGAAUCUGACCUGCAGCAGUGAAGCCAACCCUCCAGCAACCCGCUACACCUGGUACAAGCAGACGUCCUCACCCGAGUCCGUCCCUCUGGUACAGGUGGGCUCAGGAUCGACGCUGAAUCUGCCCUCAGUGAAGGCGUCCCUCCUGGGUCACUAUCUCUGUCGGGCUGGAAACCAUUUGGGGGAGAGGAACUCCAACCUGGUGCGGCUGUCCAUGUCCUCCAGAGCUUCUGGUCACCAAACAGUCUUCAUCCUGACGGGGAUCGGAGUUGUCCUCCUGAUCCUCACUGUUCUCUUAUUCUGGUACAAACUUAAAGGCAAGGCCAAGAACAAUUCACGUCACAACACCGACGUAAACUCCAGCUCCUUCACUGUGGACGACUCCCACAGCAACGAUUAUGUCAACGUCACCUCUGCUGGCCAGAAACAGUCCGACCAACCCGGCGCUCAGGAGCCUGGUCCUCACAGGAAGACUCGACGCGACUCCUCUUAUGAAGCCGACAUCACGUACACCACAGUGAACUUCAAGCCCAGAAGCUCUCGAUACGCUCAAGGCAGAAACGUCCAGAGGACCCCACAACAGCCUCUGGCCAAAACACCUGACGCUGUCAUUUACUCCACUGUGGGAAAACCAGCACACUGAGCACAUCCUCAUUUUGCUGUGCAGUUGUGUUACUUUAAAAUAUAUUUAAAAGUCCAAAGAUGUAUUUAUUAUAAUGCAUUUGAAGUUUUUAAUUCACUUCAUGAAUGGUAUUACUUUGUUGUGCACUUCAUCUUUUGCUGCUUUUGUGUUUUCAACGCACUAUUUAGUUGUUGUUUUUUUUUCUAGGCAUGUUGUGGCUUCAUCUUCUGGUACGCACCCGAAGAGAGUGUGUUCCUGGCCUGCUGUCCAACGGCCACGCUAGACAUUGCCAACAGGAAAAACUGCUGUAUUCAAAUGUACAAAACCACAACUUAUCGUGCACAAUGAAUGAAUGAGCAGCUGCAGCAACCAAACCGAACAUCCCAGAGCUGUAAGUUGUUGAGUUGUAGUGACCAUGAUUUUUUGCUCACAAUCGAUACAAUUCAAGAGAGUCACCUUGCGGUACUGGAAGUCAGUUUCACCUCCAUCCUGUAACAACCGGAUGAAUGGCAUUUUCUGGAGGAGAUCCGAUUCUCAUGGCUGGCAAUGAGGGAAAAUAUCAUCAAACCUGGGAUCCAUUUGUCAACCACUUUAAAAGGGGCUCAUAAACUUUGGAAAAUGAUCCUUUUGGACAUUGCCUGUUUUGUGAACAUUAAGGAGUAACUGACCCUCCGUUUGACUUCAUUUCAUCUUUUCUUUGUUUAAUUUAUUUUUAUCUAGUUAUUUUGUUGUUGUUGUUUCAGUUUUGGGCAUUGUGCUCUUUUUUUCGCUGGUGUUUCUUGUAUG